AUGCAUGGUUUCAUUCACACAUUGCUUCCUCGUGAGGAUGAUAAUGGAGCCUCUCACGGCCGGCGGGCAUUGGUGGUGACUGCAGUACUAACCACCAUUUCAACUGUCAUUGUCGCAAUGCGGUUCUAUGCUAGACUUGGACUGAUGAAAAUUACCGGUCGUGAAGAUUGGGCUAUUCUGAUCUCUUUGACAUUUUCCAUUAUCUACCUUGCACUCGUCGCUGCCCAACUACAUUAUCAGAUGGGCGUCCACUCAUCACUUCUUUCCAGUCAUGUCUUGCAGCAACAACUUAAGUGUUUGUGGGCUGCAAUUCCCAUGUACAACGCUAGCUUGGCAUUUACCAAAUUCUCCAUUCUCUUCCAAUAUCUGCGCAUCUUCCCCGGCAAACCUUUCCGCCUUGCCUGUUAUAUCACGAUGGCUAUCGUGGCUACCUACUCGUCAUGGGCCAUUGUGAGUGGCUUUGUGAACUGUGUCCCAGUGGCCAAAUUUUGGAUCAGGGACUUACCAGGCAGCUGUCUCAAAUUCGAGACUAUCUGGUUCUUCAAUGCUGCUAUGAAUAUCACAACCGAUAUCGCAUUACUAUUGUUGCCCAUGCCACUACUCUCCAAACUACAGCUGCCCCGCACACAGAAGAUCGCCCUAAUGGGCGUCUUUGCCAUGGGUAUCUUGGUUGUGAUAACCAGCAUUCUCCGUCUUUCUAGUUUACGAGAAGUAGCAAAAAGUUCCGACACUUCAUACAGCAACGUCACAGCUGCCUACUGGACCGCCGCAGAGUGUAACGUCGCCAUCAUGUGUUCCUGCCUCCCAUUCUUGCGACCCAUAAUCAGCCGCAUCUUCCCCAAGCUUCUGUCAGCAGGAAGCUCCAAUCGAUAUGCUGCCAACAAACCCACCGUGACAAACCUCACGGGAACUCGCACUAUAACACGCCAUACUCAGCUGUUUAGCCAGAACCACGAUAAGGACUUCGAUAUGUAUUCGAUCAAUGUGAAGCCUGGUAACCACUCCAAUCACAGUUCGCUCGGUGGCAUCGAGGUUACCACCGAGAUGAGCGUUAUGCAGGAGGAAACUUCGAAGAAGAGCACCAGCCAGCGGAGGCUGGUUAUGGAUGCUUGA
This is a messenger RNA of Penicillium crustosum, 1113 nucleotides long. RefSeq names its product PTH11-like integral membrane protein. NCBI's taxonomy places the organism in Eukaryota, Fungi, Ascomycota, Eurotiomycetes, Eurotiales, Aspergillaceae. The coding region runs from base 1 to 1113 and encodes 370 amino acids. The record is from RefSeq and is a predicted model, not a curated record. The transcript is spliced from 5 exons.